GCAGUUUAUUUUAGAACUAUCUCCAUUUACUUUUUAGCAAAAAUCUCUUUGCUUUCUUGAAAAGAACGAUGGCUUCGAAGAAAGUAAGUUUUCAUUAUUAUAUCUCUGUUUAUAAAGAUAAGGAUGGCUUAGUAUCCAAAGAAUUUUUAAAAUAAUUUAAAUAAAAGUUUCCCAAGAGAAGAUGCUGUAGAAUUAUUUUUUAUUGAGACAAAAUAGUUCAUCAGCCUUAAAUUUCUAAUGAAAAAUGAAAGAAAUUGUUAGAUAAGCGCGCCCAUUAUGAAUGAAGAAGAAGAACAAAAAAAUGAAAUUUUCGAUUGGAUUGAAGCUGUUAUUAAGCGUUCAAUUGAUCGUUCACCAGGAUUUCAGCCGGUAUUGAAAGAUGGCCUUAUUCUUUGCGAGUUAAUGAAUGUUCUGCUGCCUGGUAGCGUUAAAAGGGUGAAUAAGAAAGGAUCUGCUUUUCAACUUCGCGAAAAUAUUGCUGCUUUUCAAGGAGCUGCCAAAAAGUUUGGCAUGCCUGAUGAUGAAAUCUUUCAAACAGUGGAUCUCUUUGAAAAUCGUAAUAUAAAACAAGUUAUAAAGUCUCUACAAGCUCUUGGAAGAGUAGCAACAAACAAGAAAGACUAUGACGGUCCUAAAUUUGGACCGAAAAUGUCAUCUGAGAACAAAAGAAAUUUCUCUGAAGAACAAAUCAGACAAGGAAGAGACGCUCAAAUAGGCCUGCAAGCAGGACAAAAUAAAGGAGCAUCACAAGCUGGACAAAACAUGGGAAAACAAAGAAUGAUAGCGGACUAGUCUUGAGAGCUUAUAAAAGAUAACGAGAUUAUAAUAGAUAAUUGAUGAAAAAAAUUGAUAAAAUUCUCAUAGUUGAUGGAUUAGUUAGUGAUUUCUACUGUAGUAUGAUAAUAAAAUAAAACUAUGAAUGAUUUGAUUAAAGAUCUAUUUAUACAUAGAAUGUAAAAAAAUGCUUACAU
This is a messenger RNA of Dimorphilus gyrociliatus, 971 nucleotides long. The record is from the annotation of a GenBank genome assembly. NCBI's taxonomy places the organism in Eukaryota, Metazoa, Annelida, Polychaeta, Dinophilidae.